Molecule: messenger RNA, 5183 nt
Organism: Carlito syrichta (Philippine tarsier)
Lineage: Eukaryota; Metazoa; Chordata; Mammalia; Primates; Tarsiidae
Product: ankyrin repeat domain-containing protein 12-like
Exons: 4
Cellular component (GO): nucleoplasm
Source: RefSeq, a predicted model, not a curated record
AUUACACCACCGCCUUCACUGUCAGAUCCACUUAAAGAACUUUUUCGGCAACAGGAAGUUGUAAGAAUGAAACUACGUUUGCAACACAGUAUUGAAAGGGAAAAACUUAUUGUAUCCAAUGAGCAGGAAGUUCUACGCGUUCAUUACAGAGCUGCAAGAACACUGGCAAAUCAAACACUGCCAUUUAGUGCUUGUACUGUUUUGCUGGAUGCAGAAGUAUACAAUGUACCAUUGGACUCUCAGUCUGAUGACAGUAAAACUUCUGUGAGGGAUCGCUUUAAUGCAAGACAGUUCAUGUCUUGGUUACAAGAUGUGGAUGAUAAAUUUGACAAAUUAAAGACCUGUCUUUUAAUGAGGCAGCAACAUGAAGCUGCGGCUUUAAAUGCCGUCCAGAGAUUAGAAUGGCAGCUCAAACUCCAGGAACUUGAUCCUGCCACCUAUAAGUCUAUCAGCAUUUACGAAAUCCAGGAGUUUUAUGUUCCCCUUGUUGAUGUUAAUGAUGAUUUUGAACUGACUCCUAUUUAGCAGUCAUUAUUCCUGAUGGUCUGAUUGUCCUAAACUGAUGAUGUCCAAGCGUUAUACUGUGGAGUACUGCCUUUUGACAAAAAUAUUGAUAUUAUGCCUUUACAAUUGUUAGUGAUGUUCCAUUAAAGUUAGUUAUGUAGUAAACACUGUCAUUUUGUAAAAAAUGAAGAGAAUUAUUUUGGAUCUUAGAUCCAAACACAGUUUCUAACAGAAAACUAUUAUUUAUAUUGGGAAAGGUAACUAUUGCAUUAGAGAAUGUUGGCUGACUGUGGUAGAUAAUUUAAAAGUUGAGAAUCUGCUAGCAGCGCUGGAAGUUGUUAGCACUCUAAGUAACGAGAUAACCACUAGUAUUCAAAUCUUUUUCAGGUUUUAUUAAAAAUAUAUCAGUAAACUAAAAGGUUCAGUUCCUACCAAAUAGCUUCUAAUGUGGAAGAAAAACUUGGCACAAAAUUUCUUCAGUUUAUUAUAUCUGUAAAUUUAACUGUACAGUUUUCUUUUUGAAAGUUUUAAUAUUGUCUUCCUUUUUAAUAACUUAUUUUAUACAUAUUGUGCAAAUGUAAAUCUUGUAAUUAAUGGUAAAAAUGUAUACAAAGGGAUUGGUAGUCAAAACAUGUACAAAGAAAAUAGUUGUAAAACUGUUUGUCUGAUAUUUUAUUGGACCAAAGUUGUAGUUUGUACGGAGUGUAGUAGUAGUGUGUUCAGGUAGCAACACCUUUAGAUAAGGCAUGCCUGUGUUUGGGUUAGCUUGUUUUCAUCACCAUACCUGUGAUGAUUGUGACUUAGUUGUAUUGCAUGCUUCCUAUAAUUUAACUCUCUCCAUAAUGGAUGCCUGGAGCAGUGUAAGGCAUUUCAUACUAGUCUCCUGUGAUAGAACCUGUGACUUACUGUGUUGGACAUAUUAUUUAGAAUUAGUCAUACAAAGAAACUUAGCUCUUUUUCAUCUCACAGUAGAGCCUAUUUCUCCUUGGGAAAAAAAAUGCCUUUGAAUGAAAAUUCUGAAAUUGUAAAUGUCUAUUUUAAUAUUCAACUAUGACAGAAUCUGUGAAUAUAUGUAAAUAUGUUUAAUAAAUUUUAUUGGUCAUGUUAAAUCAUUGUAAAACUUUUUUACAUUGCUUAAACUUAAUGUUUUAAGCUUAAUAGCCUUUGCACUUUUAAAAUAAAAACUGAGUAGGCAAAUCAAAAAGAUACUUGGUAGUCAAAAUAAGAAAAAUUUAGGAACAUUCCAGUUGAUCUCUGAAAUGUUCAUGAAAAAUUAAUAUAUUGUGAUUUUUCCAUGUAUUAAGAUGCAAACAUAUAAUUUGCAAAAUUUUAUAGUUGAAAUAAAAUUGAUAUACUGUUUUAUAAUAAAAAAUUAGCAAUAUCCUUAGAAAAAGUCAAACUUCUAUUAAAACAUGAUGUGAAUUAAAUAUUCGGGAAUUUUUCGGAUCUGAAACCUCCUGCAGAACUUGCUAAACACUUUUAAAAGGAAAAUUAGAUUUUAGUGUAAAAUUUGUCAGAAGCAUUAUCUGAAAUAAAAUUCAUUUCCACAAUAGUUCCUUAAAUUAUAAUAUUGGAUACUUUCUAUUCUAACAGAGAAAAGUGAAGCAAACAUAUGGGGAAAUGAAGUGAUGUAAAUUCAGCUUCCAAGUUAGGAAUCCCAGCUAAUGGGAGAGAAUGUACAAGUUUUUUAGUGCAAAGGUACAUAUUAAGCUUAGAGAUUUUUGAAUUUUUACGUCAAUUUAUAUUUUAAUUCUUACUGUACUUGGCAUGCGCAAUAAAGCAGCACGUGUAAAAAACAUACACAGUGCAAGGGCUUUAGGUUGGAUGUAGUUUUCUUUAGAGAUUUAGGUGAAAGAUUUUGGCCUUUUUUAUUGGAUAAAUGGGGCCAGAAAGGCAGGGUAGAUUUUGAAGCACUGGUUUUGUUGAAGUUAAGUUUAUUAAGGCUGGGAACAUUAAAAGCUAAUUUAUAAAAGCAAUACUUUUUAAUAUGAAAAACAUAAUGCAAAGUUUGUUUAUACUUUUGCUUAAAAAGGAAAAUUGGAUAGUGUAGCAAAUCCUAAAAAUUAAAAAAAAAUAUUGUGCAUUAAAGUUACAGAAAAUCAGAGAGGGGUAAGUUUAUAGAGCAUUUUGUUCUGGUGGUCCAACCAAAGGUGGGCCAGAAUAUCAGUGGUGGCCAAACAGAACAAGCGUCAGAAGAGAAAGGUAAGCAAGCAGGAUUCUGGCAAAUUUUAGUCAUCCCAGCUUUUUAGUCUUAACCACAGUUCUCACCUUCUUCAAUGGUACCUCAAAAAGCCGGAACCUCUCUGCCAUGAUUCUGCUUCUACAAAUUUCCUCUGUAAAGGGACUCAAAGCUAAUCACAAUAGCUUAAAAGUUAAUGCCUCUUUAUUGGAAAUUUAUAAUCAAGUAGUUAAGGGCUUUUGGUGUUAAAGAUAUUCUGAAGCUCUAAAAUACUAGAAAAAACUUGGAAUGGGAAAUAUGCCUAAAAUGUUUUUGGAUUCUGAAAGAAAAAUAAAGGGUGGUUACUUUAAUCAGUGAUUCUUUUAAAAACUAUUCGAUUAUCAUGAACAAGAUACUAAAUUGUACCUAAGGAUUUGUAUUUCUUUAAAUCUUGUUCUAAAUCAUAUCUGUUUAAUAAAUGACUAGUUGAUAUUUGUGCAUGUUAUUUAAUAAAGAGUUAUAUUUUUAUAGAAAAAAAUAAGAGUGAAAUGUGUGUUAAAUGUUUUUUUUAUGUAAUUUUCCAGUCUCAUUAUUUGAUUGUAAGCCAAACACCAAUGUUUACUUGGGCAGCUGACAAAAUUGCAAAAUUAUUCAUCCUGGGAAAACAGCCUCUGAAGAACUAGCCUUUCAAGUUCAAAUCUGUUCACUAAUAAGUCUCCUAAAUGAAUUUUUUAAAAUACAGGCAUACCUCACAGAUAUUGCAGGUUGCAUUCCAGACCACUGCAGUAAAGCAAAUAUCACAAGAAAGCAUGUCAACACAAACUUUUUGUUUCCCAGUGCAUAUAAAAGUUAUGUUUACACUAUAGUAUGUUAAGUGUGCAAUAAGCGUUACGUCUGAAAAUACAAUGUGCAUACCUUAAUUCAGAAGCACUAUAUUACUAAGAAUGCUAAUGAAGUAAUAAGCACAUGCUGUUGGAAAAAUGAGGCUGAUAGACUUGGUUAAUGCAAGAUUGCCACAAACCUUCAAUUGGUGAAAAACACAAUAUUUGUGAAGCACAAUAAAGCAAAGCACAAGAAAACAGUGCCUGUGUUAGACAUGCUACAAACUUCAUAACUGUAAAAAUCCCAAAGACUCCAUGAAGCUCAUUUUAAUAGGACUUAAGAAUUAAACGGUUUUUUUUAGGAAUUGAGUGCAGAGCUAAAUAUGUGUUUUUCUUUUCCAAAAAGUUAGCAAUAUUUUUUAUUCCAUUUCUGAUACCUUGACACAUAAAAACCCAAAUUUUUAUAUCGAGGAACUUGACUAUUUAAAACUCAUGAAACAGUCUUCUCUUUUUAAGUUUAAAGGAAGCAUUUUCACCACUUUUUAAAAAAAAUCAUUUUUAAAUAUUUAAGACAAAAAUUAUUACAAGAUAUACUAAUCUUUGGAAAAGCUUGUGUGAAGUCUAGUGGUAAAAAUAUCUUGUCAUUCAUAAUUCUUUUAGUGGCUUCUUGGGAGUCUUUUUUGUACCUGAAAUGGAGUUUUCUUUUAAACCUCCACAGACAUAGUCACUCAAAGUAUUUUCUGUCAGUAAAACCAAGUUUCAUAGAAUAAAGUUUAAAUAUUCCAUUACUAAAAUGGCUUUAAAAAUCUUGAAUUAUAAGUAUUACUAUAAUAUAGCAAAAAGCACAACCAGAAAAAUUGUUUUUCCGGUUAUUAAAUGCGAUAUAAUAUCACAAAUAAUGUAAUUUUUUAUACAUGAACAGUAUCUCCAUAAGAGAAAAUAGCCUGUAAACAAUCUUUGGUUGCGUGGGGAAUUCCAUUUUAUUAGGUGCAUUAGUUACUCAAAGAACCUAACAAAUGUAUGAAGCACAUUUAUUUAAUCCUAUUGAUAAGUUUUUUAAUUUUUUUAAAAAACUGGAUUCAAUAUCCAAAAAUCUGACUACUAAUAAAAAGCUUUUAGCUAGCCGUCUUUUUUCUCACCUAAAGAAAGGUUGCUGUUUAUGUGAGACAUAUACAGCAUGUUUACAGCACCACCCAUGUACCUACCCAUCAUUCAGUUUAAGAGAACAUUUAUCAGUACCUUUCUCAAAUUUGCUUUAAUUGUUAUAAUCUAUAUCCAGUAAAAACACCCAGAUCUUACGUAGGCAGUCUGGUGAAUCCUGACAAAUGUAAACUCCCACACCCAAACCACUCAAAAUGUUGUGAAACAUUUUCAUUUCCCUGGAAUGUUCACUUGUGCCUCUUUCCGGUCAAUACCCCAGGGGCAACCACUGUACUGACUCCCAUCACUAUAUGCAUUAGUUGUACCUAGUCUUGAGCUUCAUGUAAAUGAAAUUAUAUGGUAUAUAUUCUCGUGUUUGCCUUGUUUUUCUCAACAUAAAUUUUAAAAUUCAUCUAUGUUGCAUAUAUCAGUACCGAGUAGUAAUUUAUUAUUGAGUAGUAGUAUAUUGUACAAAUUUGUUGAUUCAUUCUCUUGUUAGUAGUAUUUUUAUUGUUUCCAGUUUGGGACUAUUGUGAAUAAACCUGCUAUGAACAUACAAA